GGAUGAGAGUGAACGAGAGCGAGCUGAACAGCUCCGUCCUCCCGCGGGACCCGCCGGCCGAGGGCGCCCCGCGCCGCCAGCCCUGGGUGACCUCCACUUUGGCUGCCAUCCUCAUCUUCACCAUCGCGGUGGACCUGCUGGGCAACCUCCUGGUCAUCCUCUCCGUCUACCGCAACAAGAAGCUGCGAAACGCGGGAAAUGUGUUUGUUGUAAGCCUGGCAGUUGCAGACUUGAUAGUAGCUAUCUACCCUUAUCCACUGGUCCUCACAUCUGUGUUUCACAACGGAUGGAAACUGGGAUACCUACACUGCCAGAUUAGUGGCUUCUUGAUGGGCCUAAGUGUCAUUGGAUCAAUCUUCAAUAUUACAGGCAUCGCUAUCAAUCGGUACUGCUAUAUCUGCCACAGUCUCAAAUAUGACAAGCUGUACAGCGACAAGAAUUCAUUGUGCUAUAUUGUUCUUAUAUGGGUCCUAACAUUUGUUGCUAUCGUGCCCAACCUGUUUGUGGGAUCACUGCAGUAUGACCCCAGGAUUUACUCCUGUACAUUUGCACAGUCUGUCAGCUCAGCAUAUACCAUAGCAGUUGUGUUUUUCCACUUCCUGCUUCCCAUAGCCGUAGUCACUUUCUGUUACUUGCGAAUAUGGAUCCUCGUUAUUCAGGUAAGGCGAAGGGUUAAACCGGAUAACAACCCUAGGCUGAAACCACAUGACUUCAGAAACUUUGUGACCAUGUUUGUGGUAUUUGUGCUGUUUGCAGUCUGCUGGGCUCCUUUGAACUUUAUAGGCCUUGCAGUGGCCGUCAACCCAAAAACUGUAAUCCCUAGGAUUCCAGAGUGGUUGUUUGUGUCUAGUUAUUACAUGGCAUAUUUCAACAGCUGCCUUAAUGCUAUAGUAUAUGGACUCCUGAACCAGAACUUCAGAAGAGAAUACAAGAGAAUUAUUGUCACUUUUUGUACGGCAAAAGUUUUUUUCCAGGAUAGUUCUAAUGAUGCAGGAGACAGAAUGAGAAGCAAACCUUCUCCACUGAUUACAAACAACAAUCAAGUGAAGGUGGACUCUGUCUGAAAAGUGGGA
Molecule: messenger RNA, 1073 nt
Organism: Pseudopodoces humilis (Tibetan ground-tit)
Lineage: Eukaryota; Metazoa; Chordata; Aves; Passeriformes; Paridae
Gene: MTNR1A
Product: melatonin receptor 1A
Biological process (GO): G protein-coupled receptor signaling pathway
Cellular component (GO): plasma membrane
Molecular function (GO): melatonin receptor activity
Source: RefSeq, a predicted model, not a curated record